AUGGUUCGUCGGAAAUCAAAAUUAUCUACAUUUCGCUGGUUCUAUAAUGCUAUUGCUUUCAUACUUGGUAUUGUUCCAGAAUUAUCACCAAUUCGUCGUCUACCAACAAAACGCUAUAACCGCAGAAUUAAUAUUACACGGCACAAUAAACAUGCAAAGGCACCUACAAGACGAAAAUGUUUGCAAAUAGACUCAAAUCAAAGCACUAGUGCGAAGACUAAUGAUAUCGGCGGUAGAAUAUCUGAGUUAACAACUAUAUUCAAUAGCAACGGUAAUAAUCGUAAUCUUGAAGAUGUAAUAUGUGACAAUAGAAAUGUUAAUCGAUCAACAGAAGAUGACCAACAGUACAUUUUAUACAUUCAUGUAGAAAGUAAAAAUGAAGCUGAAUCGAUUCAAAAGCUGUUGAUAAAACAUGCAAAACCUUUUAAAGGCAGCCGUAUUAUUAAUUUGCAAGAACUUACACAGUCGCCUACUGCAGGAAUAAAUGUGACUCAUGAAGAUGCUUCGACAAUGACCUAUACUGAGCAUAUGUGUCAUCAGUUAGCAGUGUGUGCUAGUUUUAUGUCACAAACUGAAAAUGUACGUCGACUGAAAGCGUUACAAUAUAUUCGACUAUUUAUUGAAAUGAGUAAAGAAGACUUUUUCAAUUAUCUUAUUAAUGAAGAACAUCUUUGCCAACAGAAAAUAUCGACUAUUUAUCAAAUUAUAAAAGAAUUUCUCACAGCUAUCUAUCAAUCAGAAUAUGAACAGACCAGAAAAAAUGCUGCUAACCGCCUAGAAUGA
Molecule: messenger RNA, 783 nt
Organism: Rotaria socialis
Lineage: Eukaryota; Metazoa; Rotifera; Eurotatoria; Philodinida; Philodinidae
Source: the annotation of a GenBank genome assembly